AAUUCGAACAAUAAAAGAGACGUGGUUAAAGUGCGUAUCCGAAGAAAGAGGAAGUUCUACGCAAAGGUCAGCCCAGGACCAGGACCAGUCUCCCAUUCGCAAGAUGUUUUCUUUACUGGCGGUGACGUUCGCUGUCGUCGUCGCUCUCGUCGCAGGUGACGUAACGAAAUGCGACAAAAAUAUUGUAUGGACCGGUGGCUCCUUCGAGUGGCCUUGCUCGGCUACGAAGAGCAUGUUCAAGAGCAAUGGCCGUUACAUUUCGAAGAAUGUCCUCGCUACCAGAACUGCGAUUUACAAGGACGAUGCUAUCCUUACUUUACCUAGGUUUAAAGCUGGUGUGCCAGUGACCCUAGCCAGAGUAUCUUUGAAAGAUAAAAAUUGCCAGGCCAGUCUCUUUGCUUAUCCAUGUUGGUCUCUUCAAGAAGAAGGAACAUGCUCCGCGCUGCAAAACGCUGUGGACCUUUAUUUGGAUCCCCAGGACAUUCUAUGGGUGUUGGACACGGGUAUUGUAAAUUCUCUCGAAGAGCCCCUACGCAAAUGUCCGCCAAAGGUUGUCGCUUUGGACAUGAAAACCGGCAAGGUGGUGAAACGCAUCGAUCUGUCUGGUCUGACAAGCGCCUCGUCCCGACUUCAGUACGUUGUCGCCGAUUAUAAUGAAGACGGUCGUGUCUUCAUCUACGUAUCCGACGCAGCCACAAGAGCGAUCCUGGUGUACGACGUGACCUCCAGCCGAGGAUAUCGCGUGAUCCUCCCGGAAGCCGUGACCAUGAACUGCUCUCGUAGAGAUGUGCUCUACCUCGCUCUAAUGUACCGCCAAGACGGUAGCACUUGCCUGAUCUUCACGUAUUUAGGCAGCAGCCGGCUGUUCUCCAUCCGAACUGACCACCUGAGGAGUGGAUCCGCUCAUGGCAAGAUACAUGAUCUCGGGCCCAAACCCAGGCGAAUGAUCAUCCUGGGCACGGACAAUGGCAGUGCGCUCUUCUUCCGAUACGAAGGCGAGUCCGACGUCUACAGAUGGGACAGCACCACUCCGUUUAUAUCUGCCAGUUUCCAGGUUGUCUACAAGAGCGACGAUUGCAAUCUGGUUACACACGUAGUGGCCGAUUACAAAAGAGGUCGAAUGCGCGUGCUGGAGAGCAAUUUCGCGGAUUACAUGCAGGGCACCGUCGGUUGCGGUGCCAAUCAUGCGUUAAAUCUCAUAUAGAGCGAGGUGUUCCCGCUUCGCGUGAGUGUAAUCAGUUAAGCAGAAUGGUCGUGUUUAAUUGUUAUUGUUAAUACACACGCGCGCGCGCGCGCGCUUGUAAGU
Messenger RNA from Harpegnathos saltator (Jerdon's jumping ant), 1306 nucleotides. RefSeq names its product L-dopachrome tautomerase yellow-g2 (gene yellow-g2). The coding region runs from base 104 to 1204 and encodes 366 amino acids. The record is from RefSeq and is a predicted model, not a curated record. NCBI's taxonomy places the organism in Eukaryota, Metazoa, Arthropoda, Insecta, Hymenoptera, Formicidae. Gene Ontology annotation, cellular component: extracellular region. The transcript has 3 exons.